AUGGGCCCAAUCGAGGACCGCAAGCGCACAGAACAUAGCUGUGACCGCUGCAAAUCGCGAAAGCACAAGUGUCAUCGUAUUCCAGGCCAGCCACGCUGCCAGCACUGCCAGCAGCACGAUUACCAAUGCAUCAUCACCAAACCGCGCAAGACAGCGUCUAUACGGCAGCGUCGAUCAUUCAGAGGCUUGAUCCCUGAGACCGAUGUUGGAGACCUCAACGCCCUGCGAGCCGUUGGCCGCUCACUUGGCAUUCCACUUCCGGAAGACAAAGGGAGUGCUGGGCCAAUCCAGCAGCCUGAUAGCAUUGAUCCGUUACCCAAGGAGAGUAAAACCCUAGUACAUGAUCGACAGGGCCAGGGCCAAUAUAUCGGCCCGGCCAGCUCAUAUGUCUUCCAGAUGAGACUGCGAACAUUGCUGGGCCGCGAGUCGCAAGGCCGGUAUGGUCAGAUGACUCUGGAUGAGCUUGUGCGUGUCUACUUUGACCGCGUAAACAGUGAUUUCCCAGUCCUGCAUGAAGCAGCAUUUCUUGAGACCUUUGAUAAAUGGCGUGUCGCACCAGACUCAGUGGACCGUGCCUGGCUUUGUAGUCUCUUAUGUGUGCUCAUUCUUGGAGUCAGGGCUCAAAAGGGCAGUUUUGCCAACAACAAUCACAGCUCCAUGUUGGCCGACGAACAGCGGUGGUGGUCACAUGUUGAAACCCUCCUACCUGGAGUAUUAUUUACGUCGAGCGUAAACUCUGUGCAGACAUUGCUGCUAGCAGCGCUCCAUCUUCACAACACCAACCAUCGUGACGCAUGCUGGACAAUAACAGGGGCCGCAGGACGUAUUGCCAUUGCCAUUGGGCUACAUCGUGAUGAGAUUGAACCUGCUGGCCCCCGUUUGGCUCGUGAACUUCGCAAAGUGCUGUGGUGGACUUUGUAUGGCUUUGAACAGAUGCAGGUCUCUUCGCAUGACCGUCCUAGUGCUAUUGAUGCUACAAAGUGCUCAACCGCUGCUCCGCGAGAGCGCAUCUUGGGUAGCAGUGGGUUUUUCGGCCCACCGGACUAUAUCUUAUGCUGGACACAACUAGUAAAGCUACUAGGCCUCGUAUGUCGAGAUCUUCCCACAAUCACCACCAGUGCCGAGACGUAUAUCGGCCCAUUAUCUCCUACAGCAAGUCUUCUACGAGAUUUAAGUCGAUGGCACAAUUCGCUGCCGGUACACCUUGCUCUGCCCGAGGCAGUUACUUUGCCGGAUGCUUUUCGGCGACCGACACUACUCCUUCAUAUUCAGUACCACUAUGCAGUAACGCUUUUGACAAGAUAUGCGCUGCUACUGUACUACCAGGCAACACUAAGGCCUGAAGAGAGUGCCACUGAGGAGAUAGCACGUAUGGCCAAAGUGUGUAGCUGCUCAGGUCGAAGAGCGUGUGAGCUGCUGCUAAAGCUUGAUGAGAUCAGUGAAUUCAAUGCCGGGACAUGGUGGGAUGUGUACUAUCUAUACUCCUCAACUCUGGUUGUGACGUUGAGUAUCCUGUGCGAUCAACAGAUGUUUAGCGAGCCACUGGUGCUCUUGGACAAGUGUACUGCCAUGGCCGAGCGCCACGGGGCUUCAAAUCCAAUGAUGCCGGGCACUAUGCAGCUGUGGUUUGCGGCCAAUACAACAACAUCGUCGGCACAGGCUGGAGAAGACUCAUUACUGGAACUGCUAGAUGAAGAGAAUGCACUAUCAUGGGAUUCAAUAGGGACGAUGUUGUUGAGUAGUUCUUUUGAGACUGCUGUGGGAGCACUCUUGUAA
Messenger RNA from Talaromyces atroroseus, 1776 nucleotides. RefSeq lists its product as hypothetical. NCBI's taxonomy places the organism in Eukaryota, Fungi, Ascomycota, Eurotiomycetes, Eurotiales, Trichocomaceae. Bases 1 to 1776 code for a protein of 591 amino acids. Gene Ontology annotation, molecular function: zinc ion binding; DNA-binding transcription factor activity, RNA polymerase II-specific; DNA binding. The record is from RefSeq and is a predicted model, not a curated record. The transcript has 4 exons. Gene Ontology annotation, biological process: DNA-templated transcription; regulation of DNA-templated transcription.